Molecule: messenger RNA, 1104 nt
Organism: Caenorhabditis elegans
Lineage: Eukaryota; Metazoa; Nematoda; Chromadorea; Rhabditida; Rhabditidae
Gene: srh-8
Product: Serpentine Receptor, class H
Exons: 5
Coding region: 49-1056 (335 amino acids)
Source: RefSeq, marked reviewed
AUUUCUAAUUAUUAGAAUAAAAAUUCAUUAUUUCAAAAAGUCGCACAAAUGCUCAAUUGUUCCUGCUCAUUUGAAGAACCAUUUGGAUAUACAAUUGUCCACUACAUCUGCACAUCUAUCUCAUUUCCUGUUUAUGGGCUAUCAAUUUGGAUACUUAUAUUCAGAACACCAUCGAAUUUCAGUGAUUACCGGAAAUAUUUGGUUUUGCAUAUAUUCUCUGGUCUUCUAUUAGAAGUGUACAUGGGAAUCAUAUGGAAGGUGACUGUAGUAUUGCCAAUUCCAAUCAUGUGCUCAAACAGCUUCACAGCCGAAUAUGCUCCAAUAAUUUUCCUAUUCCUUCCUGCUUGCCUAAUUUACACCGGGAUAUCUAUAAUUUCUCUAUUUGUCUAUCGAAUGGAAGCAGUUGUCAUUCAUGCGUCAGAAGGGUCUAUAGCAAGAAGAUGCGUAAUGUACUUGAGAUACAUGUUCUUUAUAUGCGUGGUUUUCGUGUGCAUUUUUACAAUUUUGAGUUAUCCAGACUUGAAGCAUCAGAACGAGUAUAAAUUAAAAAUGGAACAGAGAUUCGGUCAAUUUCAACCGUACAUGUGGUGUGAUAAUUGCUUCUUUUUCAACUUUGAUUCAACAAUUUUCAAAUUGUUUUAUGUGAUAUGUGCAGUUACAGUAGUCACAGGCACUACAUCAGCAACUAUCGCUUUUGGAAUAACAAUUAAAUGUAUAAACUCAGUGAGAACUCGAUUAUCUGCAAAAACUAAACAGAUGCAUCGAAACUUUUUGAUAAGCUUACUUAUAGCGGCUGCAAUCCACGGAGGUUGCAUUUUGAUUCCAUUACUUGGUUUUCUCUGGGCCAUUUCAUUUGUUGUCAGCUUAUCCCAAUGUCCAUAUUUCCCUUACAUUUUGGUCUUAAUAAUACAAGAGCACGGAGCUGUGUCCACAAUCACAAUGUUUUUGUCCAAUAAUUUGUUGAGGAAGGCGUUGAUGCGAAUGCUGAUGAUUCCGGAGUCGAGAAGCAGUAACAACUUACCGAGUCAAAAUCUACAAAGCACCAAUAUAAUGUGAACAGGAAAUUUUGGAAGCGAAAUUAUAUAUUUUUUAAUCGAAAAAUUA